GUGAACCUGUAGAGAGCAGCAUUUGAUAUAAUCACAUACUUCUAUACCAUCAGCUCUUCCUUACAGUAAAGGGGGCGGAGCGAUUAUAGUAAAGCUCGUGCAUUUUCCUGUCGUGGCAGCCGAAACAUUAUCGUUUUCACACAUAGCCAAACAAAUGAUGUACUAACUGCUUCUAAGUGGAUAUAUUCCGAAUGUAAGCUGUUAUUUUAACUAGUUCUCAGCGGUUUGCAAGCGUAUCGCAACGCGCUGAACAGCGAUUCGCGACGAAGACCGGUCGUUAAGGAGCCUGGAGUGACUUCAGUGUACCAUUUCGCAUUUUGGAAGCAGGUUGUCUUUAUUCAUAAGGAAGUGGGUAUAAAGGCGUUUGAUUCAGAGCCAGAAAUACAUUUGGGGUAUGUCACCAUGACCCGUCCUAUAGCAGUUGACUGAUACUGACCCUGCAUAUGCUGAGCAAAGCGGCGGGGGUCGGGUCCGCCUCAGUCUCGUGUGAUUGGAUGCUGGAUGGGAUCAAGGUGAAUGGAACACAAAGAGCAGGAGCUUAACCUGCCAGAGGGAGAUGAGACACGGUGGCCGAAUGGAGUGAAAAGAAAAAGAAAGAAUAGUCAAUGCUCUAUAAAGAGCACGUCUGUGAAUAGCAUCUCUGUUCUAGGGUAUGUUCCCAGCUACCUGGAGAAAGAUGAGCCAUGUGUGGUGUGCGGGGACAAGGCCACCGGCUACCAUUACCGCUGCAUCACAUGUGAGGGCUGCAAGGGUUUCUUCAGGAGGACAAUACAGAAGAAUCUUCACCCUUCCUAUUCUUGUAAAUAUGACAGCUGCUGCAUCAUUGAUAAAAUCACCCGAAACCAGUGCCAGCUGUGCCGUUUCAAGAAGUGCAUCUCAGUGGGCAUGGCCAUUGACUUGGUGCUGGAUGAUUCAAAGCGUGUGGCCAAGAGGCGUCUGAUCGAGGAAAACCGGGAACGGAGGAAGAAAGAGGAGAUUGUGAAAACACUGCACAACCGACCUGAGCCCACUGCCUCGGAGUGGGAGCUCAUUCGUAUGGUGACGGAGGCUCAUCGCCACACCAACGCCCAGGGCCCUCACUGGAAACAGAAACGCAAAUUCCUACCAGAAGACAUUGGGCAGUCUCCAGCACCCACAUCAGACAACGACAAAGUCGACCUGGAGGCCUUCAGUGAGUUCACCAAGAUUAUCACCCCUGCCAUCACACGAGUCGUGGACUUUGCCAAAAAACUGCCCAUGUUCUCUGAGCUGCCCUGUGAAGACCAGAUUAUCCUGCUGAAAGGCUGUUGUAUGGAGAUCAUGUCCUUGCGUGCAGCGGUGCGGUAUGACCCAGAGAGCGAGACACUGACCUUGAGUGGAGAGAUGGCUGUCAGUCGAGAGCAGCUGAAGAAUGGAGGGUUAGGAGUGGUGUCUGAUGCCAUCUUUGAUUUAGGCAAGAGCCUGUCACAGUUCAACCUGGAUGACUCAGAGGUGGCGCUGCUGCAGGCUGUACUGCUCAUGAGCUCAGAUCGUUCUGGACUCACAUGUGUGGAAAAAAUCGAGAAGUGUCAGGAGAUGUACCUGUUAGCAUUCGAGCAUUACAUCAACCAUCGCAAGCACAACAUCUCUCACUUCUGGCCCAAGCUGCUGAUGAAGGUGACGAACCUGCGCAUGAUCGGUGCCUGUCACGCCAGUCGCUUCCUGCACAUGAAAGUGGAGUGUCCCACAGAACUCUUCCCCCCGCUCUUCCUGGAGGUCUUCGAGGAUCAGGAGGAAGCGCUGGAGAGGCAGCACAGGAAGAUGGCUCCUGCAUAAGGCGAACCUCAUUCCGGUCCCCGUGCCUCCAAACCUGACCCGUUCAAGUGCAACCGUACAUCUCAUGCAAGAACUUUACAUAAACUCUUGCCCAGCAAAGGACACAGCCAGACCCCCGAAGCAUCUCUUCAAAUGGUUUAACCAGUUUAUUUUUUUUCUGGUUCAAAUGCAUAGCAGGGUCCUUUUUGACCGAUACUGUGUCAGUAUGGCUCCAGGAAGUGAGGCAUGGCUUCUGUGAAAAGUGACACAGAGGAACAAAAGGGCAGAAAGGACAACCUCACUGUGACUAGCUAAACUCAGGCACAGAGCUCCCAUGAGGCCCCAGGCCAUGCACCUGACUCAGGCUCAAUCCUACCCACCAGCACUGCAGACAUGCACUGCCCACAGUCUCAAUCUACUGCACCAGCAAGGGUCAGCUCAGCUGAGCCCUGCCCACAGACCCUGCUUUUGAUAACGGGGAAUCAGGAAGCCAUUUUUUUGUUUGCUGGAUGUACAAACCUGGUUUACAACACUUUUAUUAGAACAGAAUUCAGUCCUACACCUAGCCAGAUUGUGAAUAUGUUGAUUGAGACUUUGACUCUUAAAGGGGUCAUAUCAUGAUAUUUUGAAAUAAAAGUUUAUUGUGGUGUGAAACCAUACUGUAA
Ctenopharyngodon idella (grass carp) is the source of this 2438-nucleotide messenger RNA. It is a transcript of the gene thraa, whose product is annotated as thyroid hormone receptor alpha a. The transcript has 10 exons. Lineage: Eukaryota; Metazoa; Chordata; Actinopteri; Cypriniformes; Xenocyprididae. Gene Ontology annotation, biological process: thyroid hormone receptor signaling pathway; positive regulation of transcription by RNA polymerase II; negative regulation of transcription by RNA polymerase II. Bases 517 to 1794 code for a protein of 425 amino acids. The record is from RefSeq and is a predicted model, not a curated record. Gene Ontology annotation, molecular function: RNA polymerase II cis-regulatory region sequence-specific DNA binding; nuclear receptor activity; zinc ion binding.